CUUAAAAUAAGAAAAUUUUGCAGGAAAUUGAUUAAUUUAUCGGACAAAAUUAUAUGUUCAGUGCUACGGGCUCUAUCUAGCUAGUAGUCUUAAGCCGAAUAUAAAAAUCGAGGAAUAUCCACGCAAUCUCGGAGGAUGUCAGCGCUGUCGGCUUCGCUGCUGCUAUUAUUUACUCGACCUCAUGUUAAGAUAUCAGACUGUUUAAAAUACUGUUUAGUAUAGCCGAUACUAGCGCGUCAAUCUUCCAGUUAAAUAAUUGUAAAUAUGUCUAAUCAAUGGGAAGUUGUUACCAAGUCCCGCAAACAAAAAAAUCUUGAUAAAAAAGUUUAUGCACAUACGGAACAGAAACGUAUUGCAGCUCAAACGCCAAAGCUAGAGGAGCUCUUGCCAUCCCAGCAAUAUCGCAAUUUGUUUGCUACUAGCGACGACAACAACUACAAAUCGAAUUCGCCUGCAAAAUCUAGUUCAAGUGCCUCAUCAUCGAAAAACAAGUCGCCGGUCAAGAAAAACAACAUAAAAACAAUUACGACUGGAGGGAGUAGAGGAGGCGGAUCAACCAAACAGCCAGCUAAGCCCAAAACACUAGAACAGGCCCUGAAGCAUAUAACUCCGGAUGAUUUUGCUUCUCAGCUGGAGCAAGUAAAACUUAGCUGUCCUGGCUCUGAGUUGCGAUGGCUCAGUCAUAUUGCCCUUUAUUUCAAUGGAGCCCUAUCCUACGAUUGCGAUCCCGUUUUCUCUGGACGUUCUGCUCAGUAUCCUAGUAAUCUGGCGAGUGCUGCACUCAAGAAAUUAGUUGUUGAAUUCUUAGGUAGCGUAGGCGAGUCAAAUCUAGAGUAUUUUUUUCACUAUCUAUUGGACGGUAUGACUACUGAUCUUAACAAUAAUCAGACGGUGGUGGUAGGCUAUAAGUUUAUGCUACAGUUAAUAGGCCAAGCUUAUCCCAGUAUUUGUUCUAAAAACUUUGCCAAGACCGCUUUACUGAGAAAUUGCUAUCAAAAUAGGAGCAGCAUUUGUUUGAGUAUUUUGUGGGCCAUCGGACAGGGCGGCUAUACAUCACUAAAUGAGGGUGUUAAGAUCUGGCAGAAUUUAAUGUUACCCAAUUUGGAACUGAAAAACUACUCCAAAUUUGUAGUGGAGUAUAUAGAAAGAGUUCUCAAUGCAGCUGCAGUACGGACCUCGGAGGAUAUAUUGCUGCUUAAUCAGAAUGAAUUUUUUGCCGCCUACAACUCACUGAACGCUACCUAUAAUAAUCUACCCAAGGAGCUCCAGCAAAGCCUGAAGCGGAGUGCAAGUCAAUUGCUGCAAAAGUACAUUUCCAGUCCGGUUAAGCACGCGAAUAUCUUCUUGACGCUUUUUCGCGACAUUACGACUGUAAGUAAGCCAAACAACGAGAUUGAAGGAUGCCUGAGUUGUCUUCUCAGCAGCGGCGGUGAUGAUUGCUUGAAAGUUUGGCGAAUGAACUACAAAAAGCAGCAGUUAGCCAGCUUAUUGCUAUUGCAAGCUAUAGACUUGGACUGGGAGACUUCUACUAAUUUGCUAGCAAAGUCGCCAGUAUAUCACUCUUUUCUACAUGAUUUGCCUAUUUUAAAUGAUGAGCUGCAGUCAAGUAAACGGAAAGAAAGCUGCCUUAAUGAUUUAAUAGAAGUUUUAGUGACGGUUCAGGAGAAAAGCAGCGCACAGCAAAAGAAGAACAAACAAAAUUCUGCGACACAGAAAAAGAAAUGUGGCUGCUGCAAGUGGACUUUAGGUAGUGUUUUCAUCAUUGCACUGAUUGCCGGCGCUCUCUGCUAUGAUACCGAGGUCAAUGGCAAGGGGCUGUUUGAGAAAUCAGCCACAGGCAAAGUACUGAAAAACGCUGGAGUUUUGCCACAUGUCCAGAAGGCCUGGUAUGUGACCAUGGGAGCAAGUGCCCGGGGCUAUAAAUGGGCUGAGGAACAUGUCCCACCAUAUGCAGAACCAGCAAUUAAGACUGCUGGAGAUCUGUGGAAGCUGGCGAGGAAUGCAGCAUGCAAUAUCAUACAAUCCGGCAAGGGAUACUUCAAUACCAAGUGGCCCGUGCUUGCCAAGUUUAUUGAUCAAUAUGUGCCCAAUCUGUCAGGGAAACUUGAGGCUUUCGCUUCGGGAGCUUGUGAUUUGGCCAUCAAUAGCUAUGACAAAUCAGCCACGCUAAUCAAGGAAAAUGUUUUGGUCGGCCGCUUCUCGCCAGAAAACAUCAAUCAGGCUCUGAAUCAGACGCGCAACGUCGCUUUGGAAUACUACAAUCAGUUUCACAAAAAGGUUGAUACUUAUGCCAAGCUUAAAUGAUUCUAAGCGUCAGGCACGCUUGGAAAGCAUUCUCCGAGUAAUACCCCGAACAUCAUCAGUAGCAUCCGAAGAAUAAACAAGAACGCGUCAUAGUCAAUAGUGAAUGAACCACAAUUAUUUGGCAAUUAGUUAAAAAGAAGAAUUAAUAUGUUUUAAAUAAGUCUAUAAACCUGAACCCUAAAAAUUCGUCAACCUGGCCUAGUAAAGAAAAGCAAUACGAGCAAAUUAUGGUGCAUGCCAAGAUAGAACCGAUGUAUAAAAAACCGGAUUAAAAAAUGUUCUUGCGUAUUGUCUCAUGCGUAUGCAUUUAUCCCCGCGACCGAAAUAUAUCCAUUUUAUAAUUGGUUAUCUACACCUUGAGGAUAUUUUAAAAUGUUUAAUCUAUUUCAAACAUUUCUUAAUUGUAAUUGCUUAAAUGCAUUUUUUGCAGAGAACGAAACAUUUCCAACUGCAUUUGAAGGCAACCUACAGCAAUUGUAAAGUAGUUUAUAUCUUUGUAUUCAUAUUAUUUGUGUGUACAUUUUUCAAAAGACUUCUUAAAAUUUACAUUGACCGUUUGGUUGUUUCUCUGUUCAAUAGGCGAAUUUUCCGUUUCAAUUUGUAAUCUCAGUUGUACAUUGAAUUAAAUAAUCGAUUUUUGCAUAAAUAAAAUAAAGUUGAAAAAAGUGAA
Molecule: messenger RNA, 2974 nt
Organism: Drosophila obscura
Lineage: Eukaryota; Metazoa; Arthropoda; Insecta; Diptera; Drosophilidae
Gene: Tmem214
Product: transmembrane protein 214
Exons: 8
Coding region: 265-2304 (679 amino acids)
Cellular component (GO): endoplasmic reticulum; Golgi apparatus
Source: RefSeq, a predicted model, not a curated record